UAGACAGCACUAGUCAGGUCGUCGGCCAGGGACCUACUUCCAUUUUUUUUCCUGCAACUUGGCUUUUGAGUAGAAGGGCCAAAGCAGUGGAAAAGUAGGAUGGGGGCUGGAGCGAGCGCCGAGGAGAAACGCUCCAGAGAGCUGGAAAAGAAGCUGAAGGAAGAUGCUGACAAGGAUGCAAGAACAGUCAAGCUGCUGCUGCUAGGUGCUGGAGAAUCAGGCAAAAGCACGAUCGUCAAACAAAUGAAAAUUAUCCACAAAGAUGGUUACUCACUUGAAGAAUGCUUAGAGUUCAUUGUCAUUAUCUACAGCAACACCCUGCAGUCCAUCAUGGCUAUCGUGAAGGCGAUGAGCACACUGAACAUUAACUACGGACAUGCUGAUCAGGAGGACGAUGCCAGGAAACUCAUGCACCUUGCAGACACCAUUGAAGAAGGCACAAUGCCUAAAGAAUUGUCAGACAUCAUUUUGCGUCUGUGGAAAGACACUGGCAUUCAGGCGUGCUUUGACAGGGCCUCUGAGUACCAACUCAAUGACUCAGCUGGAUACUACCUGAAUGAUCUGGAGCGAUUGAUCCAGCCUGGCUAUGUACCCACUGAGCAGGAUGUGCUGCGAUCAAGAGUGAAGACCACUGGUAUCAUCGAGACCCAGUUUUCCUUCAAAGAUCUCAACUUCAGAAUGUUUGAUGUGGGUGGCCAGAGGUCUGAGAGGAAGAAGUGGAUUCAUUGUUUCGAAGGUGUCACCUGUAUUAUCUUCAUUGCUGCUUUGAGCGCCUAUGACAUGGUGCUGGUGGAGGACGACGAAGUGAACCGAAUGCACGAGAGUCUGCACUUGUUCAACAGCAUCUGCAACCACCGUUACUUUGCCACCACCUCCAUCGUACUCUUCCUCAACAAGAAAGACGUGUUCCUGGAGAAGAUCAAGAAAGCUCACCUCAGCAUGUGCUUCCCAGAAUACGACGGCCCCAAUACUUAUGAGGAUGCCGGCAACUAUAUCAAAGUGCAGUUCUUGGACCUCAACUUGCGUCGAGAUAUCAAAGAAAUCUACUCUCACAUGACCUGUGCCACAGACACAGAGAACGUCAAGUUUGUGUUUGACGCCGUAACCGACAUUAUCAUCAAAGAAAACCUCAAAGACUGUGGCCUCUUCUAAGAGCCACGAUAUGAAACCCAGUAAGAAAUGCUGCUGCUGUAGCCUGAUUAUCCAGGACCAAAGAUGUGGACCCUCAAACUGCUCUCCUCAGUUAUAUGCCAUGCAAAAGUUUGGAAACUCUUGGGGUUUUGCAUGUUUUAAUUUCUUAUUCAGUUGAGAUUUUACGUAUUUCUCAUCCUGAGGUGUCUAAAUGGUACCCGUACAUAUGUAUUCCAUUAUUUUGACUUUGACAUUUUUAUUUCAUUUAUAUCAUGUUGAAGAAUGCGUUUUACUUUUUGAGUGCAAGGGCAUAAUUUUAGAAAUUUAAUAUAGAGAAGUUUACUUCACUUUAAAAAAAAAAAAAUGGUGUCAUAAGAAAUUAAAUCUAUAAAAUCUCAAGUGUUCUCAGACUUCUGCAUACCAACACGCAAGUCAUCAGUGUGCUGUAUUUCCAACUACAACGUAGCUUUGACGAAAGAUUUUUUUUGUCAAGUGAGGUAAAUCAUGUACAGAUUUCAAGUUGAGUCCAAUUGUAGUUUUUUAAUUUUCUUUUAACUUACAAGGGCUAUGCAAUUUGUUUUUAAGAUGUCAGUGCUGUCAGCAAAAGUGAUUUUGUCUCAUCAUCACUGCGGA
Messenger RNA from Thalassophryne amazonica, 1764 nucleotides. It is a transcript of the gene gnat1, whose product is annotated as guanine nucleotide binding protein (G protein), alpha transducing activity polypeptide 1. Gene Ontology annotation, cellular component: heterotrimeric G-protein complex. The record is from RefSeq and is a predicted model, not a curated record. The transcript is spliced from 9 exons. Gene Ontology annotation, biological process: adenylate cyclase-modulating G protein-coupled receptor signaling pathway. The coding region runs from base 100 to 1152 and encodes 350 amino acids. Lineage: Eukaryota; Metazoa; Chordata; Actinopteri; Batrachoidiformes; Batrachoididae. Gene Ontology annotation, molecular function: GTP binding; GTPase activity; G-protein beta/gamma-subunit complex binding.